Xylona heveae TC161 is the source of this 1609-nucleotide messenger RNA. Its product is annotated as WD40 repeat-like protein. Gene Ontology annotation, biological process: mRNA splicing, via spliceosome. Gene Ontology annotation, cellular component: Prp19 complex; catalytic step 2 spliceosome; precatalytic spliceosome. The transcript is spliced from 4 exons. Gene Ontology annotation, molecular function: protein binding. NCBI's taxonomy places the organism in Eukaryota, Fungi, Ascomycota, Xylonomycetes, Xylonales, Xylonaceae. The record is from RefSeq and is a predicted model, not a curated record. The coding region runs from base 63 to 1556 and encodes 497 amino acids.
AACCUUAUGAGUAUGCAAAGGAUACAGAUACUUCGACGCCAGCUUUAGUCCAACAGGUAAUUAUGGGCGUCGAAGCUGAAACAAAUAGAUCGUAUAAUCUCCUCCGCGGUUCAGCAAAGCGGACCCGAGAGCUCUUUGCCGCCGAUUUUGGCCUUGCCACCCAUGACGCUCCCUCUGAAACAAAUAUUAGACACGAAGCGCAAUUGUCGAAAGACGCUCCGGUGUUGAUAGCUGAACGGGCCGGUAUAGCAUCACGAAUACGCAGCGAAUAUGAGACAGUCCAGACCUUACCGCCGUCGCUGGUAGCUAAGCAAAAUCAGGCCGCCGCAGCUGCCCGCCGGAAAAAGCCUAAGCACCAGAAGCAUGACGAACAAAAUUCGGAACUUGGGACUGUAAAGAUGAUUGAAGGGAUCACAGGGCAAAGCGAACAUCCCAAUCCUACGAACUCGUCCACAGCACUGACGGUUCGAGGCAAAACCUCCGCGCAUGUGCCUUUAGAUGGCACCGCAUCCACGGCUCAGCGCAACGUUCCAUCCACAAGCCUUUCCAGAAGGCAAACUGUUCAACAGAUGAAGCCUGAAUGGCAUGCGCCAUGGAAGCUGAUGAGAGUAAUAUCUGGUCAUCUAGGCUGGGUUAGAAGUUUGGCCGUCGAGCCGGGAAAUGAAUGGUUUGCAAGCGGCGCUGGUGAUAGGACUAUCAAAAUCUGGGAUUUGGCCUCUGGGUCCUUGAAACUCACAUUGACAGGGCAUAUUUCAACAGUGCGGGGGUUAGCUGUCUCUCCGAGACAUCCCUACCUUUUUUCUUGCGGUGAAGAUAAGAUGGUAAAGUGCUGGGAUCUUGAAACAAAUAAGGUCAUACGACAUUAUCAUGGGCAUUUAAGUGGCGUUUAUACGCUUUCAUUACAUCCAACACUGGAUGUUCUGGUUACAGGCGGCCGUGAUGGUGUGGCUAGAGUGUGGGAUAUGCGAACACGCAGCAAUAUUCAUGUCCUGGCAGGUCAUAAAGGCACUGUCUCUGAUGUCAAAUGCCAAGAGGCUGAUCCUCAAGUUAUCAGCUCAUCCUUGGACUCAACUGUCCGCCUAUGGGACCUAGCUGCGGGAAAGACCAUGGGAGUCUUGACUCAUCACAAGAAAGGUGUACGAGCCUUGGCCCUCCAUCCUACGGAAUUUACUUUCGCUUCUGGAAGCACUGGAAGCAUAAAGCAGUGGAAAUGCCCGGAGGGUGCAUUUAUGCAGAAUUUCGAGGGGCAAAACGCAAUAAUUAACACUAUGUGCGUAAACGAAGACAACGUGCUUUUUUCUGGAGGUGAUAAUGGUUCCAUGAGCUUUUGGGAUUGGAAGACGGGUUACAGAUUCCAAUCGCUUGAGACAACAGCGCAGCCAGGUUCUUUGGACGCCGAGGCUGGUGUGAUGAGCUCCAUGUACGACCGUACAGGUCUUCGAUUGAUCUGUGGCGAAGCUGAUAAAACAAUCAAAAUAUGGAAGCAAGACGAGGAUGCAACACCGGAGACGAACCCUCUAGAUUGGAAGCCGACGCUUGGACGCCAGAAAUUUUGAAUUCUUUGCACGUUAUCGUUUUCGGGAGAAUCUGUACGAAGCCCGGCGAAUGG